AUGUCGAAGGCCGUCUAUAUUUCGCCCAUUGAUGGCAAGCCUGGCAAGCCGGGCCAGGUGUACUACCCGCUCACCGUGCGCACUCUGCCCCAACCUUCCCCGCAAGGGCGCGAGCUGCUGGUGAAGCUAUCAGCCGCCUCGCUCAACCACCGCGACCUCUUCCUCCGCCAACACCUAUACCCCGGCGUAACUUUCGAUGUUCCUUUACUGGCAGAUGGCGUGGGCACCGUUGUCGGCGCUGGCCCUGACGUGUCCAGCGCAGAGAAGUGGCAGGGAAAGCGCGUCAUCCUGAAUCCCGGCAUUCCCCCCGAUGGCCCGGAGGAGGCUACUGGAUACCGCAUCAUGGGAGGUACCAAAGUCUACAACAAAGGUACACUCCAGGAAUAUAUCGCCAUUGAUGAGUCCGAAGUUGAGGAGGCACCCGCCCAUCUCUCCGAUGCAGAGGCCGCGGCUCUCCCACUGACCGGUCUGACUGGAUGGCGAGCCCUGGUAUCGAAGGCUGGCGAGAGAAACUCUAGCAAUGGAGCUGCUGUGCUGAUCACUGGAAUUGGUGGCGGUGUUGCCUUGAUUGCUCUGCGGUUUGCGGUCGCCCGUGGCGCUCAUGUCUUUGUGACAAGCUCUAGCCAGGAGAAGAUUCAGAAGGCAAUUGAUCUUGGCGCAACUGGUGGUGUCAGCUAUAAAGAAGAUGGAUGGGAGAAGAAGCUUCUUGGAUUGCUUCCUGAUGGGAAAAAGAACUUUGAUGCUAUCAUUGACGGUGCUGGUGGCGAUUCCAUUGAGAAAGCUGUCAAACUGCUCAAGGCCGGUGGUGUUCUCUCCAUCUAUGGUAUGACGGUGUCUCCUAAGAUGCCUUUCACUAUGCCAGCUGUCCUUAAGAACAUUGAUGUUCGUGGCUCCACGAUGGGUUCUCGCAAGGAAUUCAAGGACAUGAUUGAAUUUGUCAAAGCCAAGAAGAUUCACCCGGUUGUUUCGCGAGUACUCCAGGCUGAGAUUGAUGACCUUCCUGCCAUCGACGGAUUGUUUGAAGACAUGAAGCAAGGAACGCAGUUUGGAAAGCUGGUUAUUGAUUUUGGCAAGGCCUCCACAGGCAGCAAGCUGUAA
Molecule: messenger RNA, 1098 nt
Organism: Penicillium cosmopolitanum
Lineage: Eukaryota; Fungi; Ascomycota; Eurotiomycetes; Eurotiales; Aspergillaceae
Product: putative alcohol dehydrogenase
Exons: 3
Coding region: 1-1098 (365 amino acids)
Molecular function (GO): oxidoreductase activity
Source: RefSeq, a predicted model, not a curated record